Molecule: messenger RNA, 1648 nt
Organism: Eruca vesicaria subsp. sativa (arugula)
Lineage: Eukaryota; Viridiplantae; Streptophyta; Magnoliopsida; Brassicales; Brassicaceae
Source: the annotation of a GenBank genome assembly
GUGGAACUUCGUCAGCUUUGAGUGGUCUCUAUUAAAACCUCUCCUGCAACCGUUGGAUUACUUCCAUCUCCAUCAUCCAACGGUCAAGACUUUUACACAACUUUGAAAAAAAAAUAGAAAUAAAUACACUGAAAACAGAGUCUCUCUCUCUCUAAUGAAGAACAGAGUCUCCGGCGAGAUAACCGGCGUAUUCGCCUGAGAGUAUGGGACUUCCUUUGCUGACUUGUGGUACGACGAGACUCGCUUUCUCAUCUUCUCCGUCGUCUUCUUCAUGGUGUAGGAGUAACCGUAGCUCUAGGCUCUUGGAUUCUCCGGCGAGUUCGAGAUCGGAGCUGCGGAGGCGUAGCGGGAAGAGAAAGAGUCUUUCUUUGGAGAAAUCGAGGGAAGUUAAAGCGUCUUCGUCGGGACAGAGCAGCGGCGAAGUGAUCGACACCGACGGAGAUACGGCGACGGCGGCGGCGACGGCGGCGACGGCGGCGAGGGGUUUGGCGGGAGAUGUAACGACGGUGGGAAGUUUCGGAAGCGGGGGGUUGGCCGGAGCUUCGGGAGAGGUGACGUCGGUGGGGGAGUUUGUCGGUGGAAGCGGCGGAGAUUGGGAUAAGAUCGGAGCUGUUGUGAGGCUGAGUUACGGAAUCGGAAUAUACUGUGGGAUGGCAAUGGCGGGAAGGUUUAUAUGUGAAGUAGCGGGGAUUGAUUACAGUGGUGGUUUUAGUGUUUCUUUAGAUGCUAUUAUUGCUGGUCUUGGUUUUGCUUCUCCACCAAUCAUGGCUCUUCUCUUCAUUCUUGAUGAUGAAGUUGUGAAGGUGUCACCACAUGCUCGUGCCAUUAGAGAUGUUGAAGAUGAAGAGCUUCGUGGCUUCUUCCAUGGAAUGUCUGCUUGGCAGUUUAUCUUAGUAGUUACUGCUAGUUCAAUUGGAGAAGAGCUCUUUUAUCGAGCUGCGUUUCAAGGUGCAUUAGCUGAUAUAUUCCUAAGAGGCACAGAUCUCAUCUCGGAUUCUCGUGGAAUGGUCGCUUUGACAGGAAUCUUGCCUCCAUUUGUACCGUUUGCUCGAGCAUUUGCAGCCGCUAUUACAGCCGCUCUCACUGGUUCUCUCUAUUACAUCGCUGCUUCACCUAAAGAUCCUACUUAUAUAAUGGCACCCGUCUUGAAAACUCGUUCCGCACGUGAAGAGCUGAAGAAGUUGUUUGCAGCGUGGUACGAGAGAAGACAGAUGAAGAAAAUCUACUCGCCUCUUCUUGAAGGGCUGUUGGGUCUGUAUCUUGGCUUUGAAUGGAUUCAGACAAACAAUCUUCUGGCUCCUAUCAUCACACAUGGCAUAUACUCAGCUGUUGUAUUGGGAAAUGGUCUAUGGAAGCUUCACCAUCACCAGCAAAGGCUACGCCUACGGGUACAUAAGCUUGAAACUGAAGGCAACAACAACAACACAAGAUAGAUAAAGUAGCUGAACAAAACAUUAUUACCCUUUUGUGUUUUAAAGUUUUGUAAAUUGUCUUGAGCCACCAUUGACUUUGUACAAAUAUAAAUUAGAUAGAAGCAAAGUAAGUGUUUAGAACUAAUAAGAGGAGCAGCUACGUGAAGCUUUUAUUUUUAUUUGUCUUCAUUCUGAUUUUUUAGUCUUGUUCAAGUUGAGAAAUGAUUCUAACGAAG